AUGGCGCCUCCUCGCCCAGAGCUAGAGAAGCAAUAUAUGUCCUCAAAUAGCAAGCCAAAGAAUGAGAUAGCAGAGCCCAAACCCAGUGCAAGUAUCCUCCUAAUAUCCCCUACCAAUCAAAUACUCCUCCUCCACCGUGUACGCACAUCCAGUUCCUUUGCCUCGGCGCACGUUUUCCCAGGUGGAAACCUCUCAGCUUCCCAAGAUGGCGAGAUACCCGGACUAAAAGACGAGGGAAGACAUGUAGAUGGGUCAGCAUAUAGAAUAGGCGCAAUACGGGAGACCUUUGAAGAGAGUGGAAUUCUGCUAGCCAAGAAAGAAGACGGGUCACUGCUGGAGGUGGAAGAGGAUAUUCGGGAGAAAGCGCGGAAAGAUAUCCACGCCGGCAAACUAAAAUUCCAAGACUGGGUCAAAUCCCUAGGAGGAGUUAUAGAUUCAGACGCCCUACACCCUUUUACACGUUGGAUAACACCUCCAAAUCUCCCAAAGCGCUUCACAACACAAAUGUACAUCUACUUCCUGCCUCUCACCCAAACAUCCGCCCAAAACAUCAUAUCAGCCUACAUCGUUCCAACCCCGACUUCCGACGGCGGGGUAGAGCACACCGCUGCUCUGUUCGCCUCGUGUUGGGAUUGGUUGAACCAAGCUACGAAAGGAGAAGUCAUGUUAUUCCCACCGCAAUACUACCUGAUGCACCUGCUCUCCCCUUUCCUGAUUCCCUCUCCUACACCUCUCUCUACACAAGAAUUGCAAAAACAGCGCGACGCAGUGUUGGGGUUUUUACAAGGAGAUGGAGAUGGGAAGGGCGUGAAAUGGGCGGAUAAAGUUAUGAGUCCCGUAGGGCUACUGAUGCGGAAGAGUGAUGGGCGGAGUGUGCUUUCGCUUGAGAAGCCAGGCCCGGAGUUGGUGGGGAGUGGGAGGGCCGGGGAUGCGAAGAGGGUUGUGCUUGUGAAGUUCAGUAAGGAGGGGCCGAGGGAUGUAGAGGUUAGGUGGAGGAAAGAGGUUUUGGAUGAGGAGAAGAGAGAGAAAUUAUAG
Lachnellula hyalina is the source of this 1035-nucleotide messenger RNA. It is a transcript of the gene ndx-7, whose product is annotated as putative nudix hydrolase. Bases 1 to 1035 code for a protein of 344 amino acids. The record is from RefSeq and is a predicted model, not a curated record. The transcript is spliced from 3 exons. Gene Ontology annotation, molecular function: hydrolase activity, acting on acid anhydrides, in phosphorus-containing anhydrides. Gene Ontology annotation, cellular component: mitochondrion. Lineage: Eukaryota; Fungi; Ascomycota; Leotiomycetes; Helotiales; Lachnaceae.